UCCGCUUAUUGUAACAUGAGCUUUGUUAAACACUUAUAGAUAAAAUCAAAAUUUUUUGUUUAGUCUUACAACUUGUUGCAAAAAAAAGAAAAGGUUGCAAACAUUAUUAUUCGACGUCGUUAAGACAUGAAUUUAUCUGAGAAAAGAACCAUUCUUGAUCGUCUUAAUGCUGGAGAAGUUAUCAUCUGCGAUGGAGGGUACACACAUGUGUUGGAACGAAGAGGAUAUGUCACUGCUGGUCCUUACACACCGGAAGUAGUUCUUGAAUAUCCUACUGCAGUAAGAGAAAUUCAUCGGGAGUUUGCACUUUGUGGGGCAGAUAUACUGGAAGCAUUUUCAUUCAACGGAACAGAUGACAAUCUGAACAAAGCAAGAAUGGCUGACAACAAGCUUUGCGCAAAAGAGAUUUGUGAGGAUGGGUGUAAAAUUGUUCAAGAAGUUGCUAAGGAACAAGGAUGUCUAGCAGCUGGACCAGUAAGCAGUACCGAUUCUUAUCGAAAAAAAUUAGGAAAGGAAAAAGUCCAAGAAGAAUUCCGAACACAAAUUGCUGUUUACCAAUCGUUUCGAAUGGAUCUGUUGAUAGCAGAAUUUUUCAUGAAUGUUGAGGAAGCAGAAUGGGCAGUGGAAGUUAUGCAAGAGACAGGUUUGCCUGUUGCUAUAUCUAUGUGCAUCGGUCCACUUGGUGAUCACAACAAUAUUUCUAUUGAAGAAUGCGGAAUUAGGUUGGCUAAAUCAGGUGCAGAUAUAAUUGGUCUCAACUGCCGAUUUGAACCCGAUAUCUGUUUAAAUACGUUAAAAAGAAUGAAGGCAGCCGUUGAAAAAGAAGGAAUUAAAGUUCACUGGAUGUGUCAACCAGCUGGGUAUCGCACGGCUGAUGGUGGACGAGAUGGGUUUGCAAGUAUACCUGAAACUGCACUUGCACUAGAAUCCCGAUUAAUUUCACGUUGGGAUGCUCAUAAAUUUGCAAGAAGAGCAUAUGAAGAAGGCGUGCGCUUUAUCGGCGGUUGUUGUGGGUUUGAACCAUACCAUAUCAGAGCACUGGCGGAAGAGUUACAUGAAGAAAGAGGUCGAUUACCGAAGAACAGUCGUGGUCUUUAUGCAAGCUCGUUGAAGUACCAUCACAACCCAAUAGUGCAAGCCAGAGCGAACAAGGAAUAUUGGUACAAUCUGAUACCAACAGAUGGAAGAAAAGCAACCUAAUGUGCUAAAGAAUGUAAUUUGUAAACAGUAAAUGGAAGUCAAAUUUUGCAUAUAUCUUUAUUUUAAUAUUAACCGUAUGGUCCUUCAUACUGAGUGAUGUUGUGUCAAAAAAGCGCGAAAUAGGAAUCCUAUGACGUGCGAAAAUCUAACGACCGUUGGACCCGUGGAUUCUUGCACUGGCUAACUGUAAUUCUCGCCAAUUUAUCUGCAAGUUGUGUCGUGGCUAGCUAUUUU
Molecule: messenger RNA, 1434 nt
Organism: Hydractinia symbiolongicarpus
Lineage: Eukaryota; Metazoa; Cnidaria; Hydrozoa; Anthoathecata; Hydractiniidae
Product: betaine--homocysteine S-methyltransferase 1-like
Exons: 9
Coding region: 127-1200 (357 amino acids)
Molecular function (GO): betaine-homocysteine S-methyltransferase activity; zinc ion binding
Source: RefSeq, a predicted model, not a curated record